ACCAAAACAACACAGGCUUACCCUUUAGGCCUUUACUUCAAUCUCUGUCACCAGUUUCCACUCAAACUAGAUCAUCAUCUUCACAAGGAAAAGAAUUCAACAUCAUCACUCCCUUUGAGCUUGUAAAUUGAUGGUAGUUCAGCCUUUGAGUGCCUCAUAAAAAAUUAUGCUAUGGAGGCCCUCAAUGCAGCUGGUUUAACCCCUCUCUCUGUGCUUUCUGAUGCAAGAAAACAACCCAGAAAAUUCUCAUCACACCCCACAAUAUCUGCAUGCAAAGUCUCAAACUUCUCCACCUCCACCACCAAGAAAAGAACAUUUCAAGAGUGUUUAUCAACAGGUUUACAUGGGGGUCUGAUUCUUGCAGCUUCAGUGGUAAACAGUGGAAUUGCCAAAGCUUUAACCUAUGAAGAAGCACUAGGCCAAUCCAUGAAUCCGAAAAUCUCUAACUCUGGAGAUUUUGAUGCAAAUGGGUUUGUGGAAAGUGUUGCCAGCUUUGCAGGUGAGAACCCUGCAGUUGUUGCUGGAGGGGUUGCUAUUUUGGCAGUGCCAUUGGUUUUGUCUCAGGUUCUGAAGAAGCCUAAGGCGUGGGGUGUUGAGUCGGCGAAGAAUGCGUAUGUGAAGCUUGGUGCUGAUGGGAGUGCUCAGUUGCUUGAUAUAAGAGCACCUGUGGAGAUUAGGCAGGUGGGUACCCCGGAUGUUGGGGGGUUGAAGAAGAAACCGGUGGCCAUAGCUUACAAGGGUGAUGACAAGCCAGGGUUUUUGAAGAAGCUUUCUUUGAAGUUUAAGGAACCUGAGAAUACCACAUUGUUUGUUCUUGACAAAUUUGAUGGGAACUCUGAACUGGUUGCAGAGUUAGUCACCCUUAAUGGAUUCAAAGCUGCUUAUGCAAUUAAGGAUGGUGCAGAAGGACCACGAGGAUGGACGAAUAGUGGUCUUCCAUGGAUAGCACCAAAGAAGGCAUUGAGUUUGGAUUUUGGCAAUCUGACAGAUGUGAUCAAUGAUGCACUAGGAGACACAUCUGAUGGCUUGCCUGUUACUCUUGGGAUUGUUGCAGCUACUGGACUGGGUCUAUUAGCAUUUUCUGAGAUAGAAACAAUUCUCCAACUUGUAGGAUCAGCUGCACUUGUUCAGUUCGCAAGCAAGAAGCUUCUAUUUGCAGAGGACCGGAAGAAAACACUACAGCAAGUUGAUGAGUUCUUGACCACCAAAGUUGCCCCUAAAGAACUUGCUGAUGAAAUUAAGCAAAUUGGAAAGGCUCUUCUACCAACCUCCACCAAUGAUAAGGCUCUUCCAGCACCAACAGAACAAAGUCCAGCGCUUGCUACAGCUGAAAGCACUGUACAGAUAGCAGAAGCUACUCCUGACACGGUCUCCGAGCCCAAAGUAGACGCAGCAGCAGCAUCACCUGCAGCUGAAAGCACUGUACAGAUAGCAGAAGCUGCUCCUGACACAGUCUCCGAGCCCAAAGUAGACGUAGUAGCAGCGUCACUCGCUCCUGAAAUAAACUCAGUGCCCAAAACUGAAGAUAAGGCUGAACCAGUUCCCAAGCAACCAAAAUCACUCUCACCAUACCCAUAUUAUCCAGAUUUCAAGCCUCCAACAUCUCCUACUCCUUCACAGCCAUAGAGCUUCACUUUGUUUUGAUCUUGAAGAGAGUUUUAUAGCAGGCAAAUCAAUUGUUCAAAAUAGCCAGCAGGUAUCAAGAGCUGUACAAUACCACAUCUUAAGAUAAGAUCCAUGUCACAAGUUGUAUAAUUUAUAGUCUCUUUAUAAUUGUCCUUCAAUUUCUGCUAUUUGGUACACUUUUUGUAAUUGAUGGAAGUGUUGUAGUGGUAGUUGUCUAGUUAACAUUCUACUGGUAGUUGUUAUGAAGGGAUUAAGUGUAACAUUUCCAUCUUUCAGUUGUUAAAUAAGCAAAUAACAUUUAAUAUAUGCAAUUAUGUCUUUCUAGGUUCUACUGAUUCAUAAA
This is a messenger RNA of Lotus japonicus, 1969 nucleotides long. RefSeq names its product rhodanese-like domain-containing protein 4, chloroplastic. The coding region runs from base 172 to 1626 and encodes 484 amino acids. The record is from RefSeq and is a predicted model, not a curated record. The transcript is spliced from 8 exons. Lineage: Eukaryota; Viridiplantae; Streptophyta; Magnoliopsida; Fabales; Fabaceae.